ACCAAAUCAAAAAUACAAGGAGCUCUUUUCAAUAUAUAUGGCGGCACAAUCAAUUGAUCAAAAUAUUGCUUACGAGGAAUUUGAGCCUUUUUGCAAAUGGCAGCGUAAGGAGGAUCGUGACGUUCUUGAAAUCCACCUCCCAGAUUUCAAAAAGGAGCAGCUGAUAGUGCUAAUCAGCAAGCACGGGGUGCUGAAGAUUUUGGGAGAAAGACCAACCGAUGCAUCGAAAUCGAAAGGCAUCAGAUUCGACAAAGAGGUGGCUGCACCCAACACCAAAUACGACACUCACUCCAUCCAUGCUAAAUUCGUCGAUAACAAUCUCAUCAUCACAUUGCCGAAGGCCAAACCCGAGCCCACGCUGAAACCGGCUGCAGCUGGAGCCCAGGAGAAGGCCAAGGCCGCAACUCCGUCUAUCGGGGGAAACGCAGCAGCGAGCCUCGCCGUGACUGUUGUGGUUGCGACGGUGCUAGCUGCUUAUGUGCAUUUUAUGUACAAGUCCACGGUUGAACGUAUAUGAAUGUAUAGUGAGUUGUUAAAUGAGAAAUCCACUUACUAAAAAUAAUUGUUGAGAUAUGUAAUGAUAAAUAAUUAAAAUAUUAAUUUUCUACCA
This is a messenger RNA of Salvia hispanica, 610 nucleotides long. RefSeq names its product inactive protein RESTRICTED TEV MOVEMENT 2-like. Lineage: Eukaryota; Viridiplantae; Streptophyta; Magnoliopsida; Lamiales; Lamiaceae. The record is from RefSeq and is a predicted model, not a curated record.